Molecule: messenger RNA, 1441 nt
Organism: Acaromyces ingoldii
Lineage: Eukaryota; Fungi; Basidiomycota; Exobasidiomycetes; Exobasidiales; Cryptobasidiaceae
Exons: 5
Coding region: 11-1441 (476 amino acids)
Molecular function (GO): protein binding; phosphoprotein phosphatase activity
Source: RefSeq, a predicted model, not a curated record
GAAACGGGACAUGGACGGCAGCCCUUCGAAGCGAAAGGCUGAGGCCGAGCUCACGCAGGAGGGCGAGCCGGUGGAAGCCAUUCGCGCCACGGCCGUGGAGCACUACUGCUUUUCGGCAAAGUAUGGAAAGUCGCUCGUCGAGGUGCGGCUGGCCGUAGACGACACGGUUGCAGACUUGAAGGCUAUCCUCUUCUCACUCACCGAUGUCCCGGCAGACCGGCAGAAGCUGCUGGGGCUCACUCGAGGCAAGCUGCCCGCUGAUGAGGCACCCAUCGCCGACCUCAUCUUUCCACCGACGAGUCUUCGACAGAGCCCGCAUCCGCAGACUGGCGAGAAGCGUAUCUCAAUCAACCUCGUCGGUACGCCCCUGGACCAGACAUUCAAGGACCCUGACGCAGUCGACGGCAAGGGCCUAGAGGACGAUGAGGACGAUGACGCUGAAUUGAACGCGCUUGCGGCCUCAGCAUCCUCUUCCUCCAAGGCAGAACCUCCCAUCGACCCUUCAAAGGACCCGUAUUCGCUCAACAAGCUCGAAAAAACAAUUUCUCGUUUCUCGCAUACCUUUCCCCUAAUGGCCGAGCCAAGGCCGAACCUGUCUGGCGGCCUCUUGGUCCUCGAUCUCGACUACACCAUCGCAGACACCAAGAAGCUCUUCAAUUACACCACUUCGGCCCACGAGGCCGAACGACCAGGCUUACACGACUUUCUCGCAGCCGUUUACCCCUACUACGACAUUUGUGUAUGGAGCCAAACGUCACACUGGUGGCUCGAGGCAAAGCUGACCGAGAUGGGCCUCCUGACUGACGCGCGUUACCGGAUCUCAUUUGUCCUCGAUCGGACAGUUAUGUUCAGCGUACGGAGCUCCAUCAAACGAAGUCGAUCGCAGGGCAGUAAGGCGAGGGAUAAACACGAGGUCAAGGCCCUCGAGAUCAUUUGGCGUCGCUUCCCACAGUUCUAUGGUCCUCACAACACAAUACAUGUGGACGACCUGAGCCGAAACUUUGUCAUGAACCCUAGCUGCGGGCUCAAGAUCGCUCCUUACAAGAACAGUCCAUCGCACGAUACAGAAUUGGUGGCCCUACAGCGCUACCUCCUUCAACUGGCACAUCCUAAUAUUGAGGACUUCAGAAUCCUUGACGGGCAUCACCAUUGGAAACACUGCCUGCUGCCGAGCGUGAAAGACGCGCCGACUUGGACGACUACUACGACGUCUUACGGCAAUGGGAACGAGCGUGAGGCCGGUGGAGCGGCGUUGGCGACACAGUCCGGUGCAGAUGCAAGGCUGGAGACUGCAGCACCAGCUCCAGCUCCAGGCACAGAUACACAACCAGGGCACAGUGAACCUGUGGCAGAAUCGGAAACUUCAACGAAAUCAGAAGAUGGGAAGCCUUCUUCGGCAUCAACAGGCCAAGAAGAACAACCACCACCAGGUGGAAUUUAG